Messenger RNA from Linepithema humile (Argentine ant), 11715 nucleotides. Its product is annotated as streptococcal hemagglutinin-like. Gene Ontology annotation, biological process: positive regulation of transcription by RNA polymerase II. Gene Ontology annotation, cellular component: histone methyltransferase complex; nucleus; transcription regulator complex. NCBI's taxonomy places the organism in Eukaryota, Metazoa, Arthropoda, Insecta, Hymenoptera, Formicidae. The record is from RefSeq and is a predicted model, not a curated record.
GCAUGUCAGUUGCUCGCAUUGCAAAUGGCGGCACCUUGUUAUUGUUCAUGGCGUUUUAUGACUUGUCUCUUUACAUUAGCGAUUAUGUCGAGUUUUUUCGCGAUCCCUGCCGCGCGCUGUGUGCUAAGAGUGAAGUAAGGCCCGCGCGGUGUGUUUUAGGUUAAGACCAGUGCCCGGGCGGUGUGCCUCCGUGCUGUACGGACGCGUGAAAUCCCGCACAGUAUCGGAAAGAAAUGGGUAAACACGAUUAGUAGUACUGGUGUGAUUUGGAGCUGUCGGUGUAUAACUGACACACGACAUCUCAUCAUCACACACAUAUUGGAGCAACACCCUGAGGCGUUUUUAAACUCUCUGGGUAGUUAUGUGAUUUGUGAUUGUCAUGGCGGCAGAUAGUGAUGGUGAUCUGAUUGAGACGGUGGUAACGUGUGAGGGUGACCUUGGAGAUCCAGAGUUUCCUCAGAAGUUUCAAAUCAUUGUGGACCGUCUCAACGCUUUGCUUUGCAAAGAAAAGGGAAAUGGUCUGAGAGUAAAUAAAUUAGAACCAUGGAAUUCUGUCAGAGUAACGUUUUCAAUACCCAGAGAAGCUGCUUUGCGGCUUCGGGAGUUAGCAGCCCAAGGUUCUCCAACACUUACACAACUUGGCAUACUCUCAGUACAGGUCGAAGGAGAUCAGGUAAUAUCCUUGAGGAUAGCCAGUCGUUUUGGUGGAGACGCGCAAGAAAUCGUGCUGCAUUCUGGAACUACGCAAGAUGGCGGAGCAAAAUCACAAGGCGAUGCUACUAGUAAUACAGCUACUGCUGACGCUAAUCCUUCAGCAGCUUUGCCUGGUCCUAGUAACGCCACCGGCAUUUCGUCAGCGUUACGUAAUGUUGCUCAGAUAAUAGCAGCUGGAACAUCAUCAGAGAAAGCUCCCCAGUUUCGUUCUCCGAAUGUAGUCGCGCCCACAGACUGUGAUCCUAUUCCACCGUUUCUUGCGAAAUCAGUACAGUCCACGUCAGCGAGCAACGUUGGCAUUUCUGGAAACCAACAAGUAGUUAAUCCCAAUGCAUCGCCUAGGAACAACUACAACGGUCCUUUCCCAUUCGCUAGUAUGACGCAUGCUGCCCAAGCAAUACAAAGUCGCGAGUCGCAGGCCACAACAAUCAAGAAUACGAUGCAGUUCAAGCACACGCAACCGCCACCCCCGUAUCCAUCUCAGGAAAAUUUGGCGACAGUUACGGCACUUACGACUGGUCAUACGACAACCCAACCGGUUACCGUCGGACAAUUGACGAGUCAGUACAAGCCCGCGUCGAUCGCUACGACAUCUAGUCUGUCACCAAACAACAGUGCCAAUUUGGCAGGGAGUUCGAACAGUAGCGGAAAUCAGGUCGCUUUGUCCAGUCCGUUACUCGUGAAUCUUUUACAAAACGACGCUGGUUCACACGCGAAUAACGUCAUACCUGGUCAGAAGAUGUUACCGCCGGCAGUUAUCGACAAUUCCGGACUUACCAAUCGUAUGAGACCCACUAAGAAACCUACUGUUAGAAGGAAAGAUCUCCCAUCGUCCAGCGAAUCUCCGCCGAAUUUGGAUACGUUGAGGAGCGAAGACGUGAUUGCAGGGACGGCGACGACGACUCCGGUUCCCGACUUACCUCAGACUCCCGCAACGUCGGCAUUCGCAACUGUCAACGCUAAUCAGCCGUCGACGCUUCCACCGCAGCAACAUACGAUCAACGUGAUCGGUGGUGGCGCCGGACAGAGCAUGAUGCCACCUCAAGUGGUUCAUCAAGUGCCGGCCGGUGGACAGAUGCAGCAACAAGCCACGGCUUUACACAAUCAAGUACAAACGCAGCAAAAGUUUCCCAUUAGGCAAGAAUUGGCUUACAGGACUUCGCAGAUCCAAAUGCAGAAUCAGCUAUCUGCCAGGCAUCCGGUGAAUGGGCAACAAAUCAGAGCGCCUUUGCAACAACGGCAGUUGCUGAUUCAGCAACAGCAUCUUCUCACCCAGCAGCAACAAAUAAAUCAACAACAGCAAAUCGUACCGCAAGUUCCGGUGACGCAGCAAGCCCUACUCCAGCAACAGAAUACGAACGCAUCGUUGCAAACCACGCCUCUUAGCAAUCAACCGCUGUUACAACAGCAACAACAAAAUCAACAACAACAACAACUGCUGCAACAUUCAACGGCAGGCUUAAGCGUCCCGCAACGGCUAGGUUACUUAAACAAUCAACGUCAGCAAACUCCUCCGCCUUAUCCACGGCAACCGGUCCCGCAGCAAACGCAUUUAACUCAACAGAAUCAAGCUCUCAAUGUGCAACAGCAACUGCAUCACAAUCAAGUGAAGAACAUCAACAUCAACACGAGCGCGACUACUGAUUUUCGUUACGGGCAGAGUCAAAAUAUCCUCAGUAGAAAUUACCAAUCCCCCGCAACGAGCAAUGCUAAUGGGACCACGUGGAACGCACAAAGCAAUUCUAUUCCACAAGGUGCUCAAGUUAACACCACACGUCUGUCAGUCUCGAAUCAGGUUUCAGGUGCCUUUCCUCAAUGUGGGUCUCGUAUUAAUAAUUCUACUACUAGCAUUGCUCCGUCUGUCAACAAGACGGAAACUUCCGAGUCUUCGAAACCGGAAGAAGAGGGUCCGGAACCAGAGCCGGAGUACACUUCGACCGGGAAAAUACGACAGUUUCUAAUCAAUCCAUUAACAGGACACCUAGAGCCAAUGUCCAGUGAAAGUUCAGACUCGGAACCGGAGAGUGCAGUAGACAAUCCGGACGAUUUCUUUUCCUUUCCGUCUCCGUCGAACGACAGAUCAAACUCUAUAUUCUCCGACGAUGACGCGGACAGCAACUUCUCAAGAAGAAACGACACGACGACGAAUACGGAUCAGUCCGACUCCGAGACAACGGCGAAGUCCACGGCCAGCGAAGGAAGCUUAAAGCACAGCCGAAUAAAAUCCAGCCGAGAUACCGCGCACAGUCCGAUGCCGGGAGAAAAAAUCAAAUUACGAUUGAAAUUGGAAAAAUCGGAGCCCGUUACACCGGCUUACAAAGUCGACGUUUCUUUUGUGAACACGCCGCCAAUGCGGAAAGCUGACAAAUCCGUGAAUAAAAUUUUUACGAGUGGUGUCCCGAAUACGGGGACCGGUGACGAGCCGCUGCGAGUGCCUCCGUUACACAUUUCUUUAAGAGGACGUAACGCUUCAGUAGUACAAAGGAAAAAAGAAAAGGAUGAGAAUAACGCGAUGAAGAGGAGGGGGAAAUUGAAGAAGAUGAAGGAGUGCAUUGAUGGGAACAAGUUGUUGCAAAAGAAGACGUUGAGCAUGAUCAUAGGCGCUUCAUCUGCAUCAAAGUUACCUGUGUCUAAUUCCGCAAUGAUAAACAGUGCUAACAGCGUUUGCAAAGUGGGCAACAUGUUGCAAGCUGCUGUGGCCAAACCGAAUGCCUUAAAACAAGAGCUAGUGGACGCUGUACGGCUGCAAACUGGUAUCACUACUAAACCGAGCUCGAGUAAAAAUAGCGACGUAGAUGACAUACCGCUGAAUAGUAGAAUACCGUCUCCUUCGAAGCAUAAACCGAUGAUUGCGAAUCAACCUUUAAAUACUCCGCAAGCUUUAACGAAGAGUCAGGUGGAUCUCGAUGCACAAAACCACAUGCAAGAACAUAAAAUAGGAGGAGGUAAGACGAAGAGAAGGGAUUCUAAGAAGAAAUCAGAAUCUGGAGAUAGUAUACAUCGGGAACAAAAUCUGCUGUCGGGAGGUCGAAUUUUAGAUAAUCAAACGAAAUGGAAGAAGUUUGGCUAUAAGGGCGAUGCAACCCAAGCGAUAAGAAAAUCGGAUUCACUAUUAACUGGGAGUGAUUUUGCUACAGUCAAGAAGGUUGGCGAAAUCCGAAGGACGAGUGAUAGCGACAUCAAUAAAUCAGCUAUUGAAAAGAGUAAUUCGCUGAGUAAUGUUGCUCCUAAGCUAACGGAGCUUAAUGGCGUGAAGAAAGAUUUAAUGAGCCAAGACAAGAGAAGAAGAUUAAGUUUGAUGGAUGAAAAAGAUCUGCAUUUAGGAGAAUCUCCAAAUACAGAGGUUACACAUUUUAACAGUCAGAAAGCAGCCUCUGAGUGUGCUGCAAGUACAGUACCGAAUAUAAAAACAAACGCCAGUCUGCCCUUCGAGAGCGAUUCCGGAUUGAAGUCGACAAAUCCAUCGAUGCAGCAGGAUGACUCCAGAAAUCCAUCUAAUAAUCCCGAGAAUAAAAUGCCUGUGCAUACGGAGACUACGACAAAAAAUUCUCAAACAGCUCUGACCAGGAUACUCACUAUCAAGAGUAAAUCCGAUAUGGAGAGUUAUAUCGCCACCGUUAAAAGUCAAAGCAUCAGUCAGAAGCUGAAAAAUCAUAUGAUUGUGAAGAGUGAAGCGAAUUCCGUCGUGAACAGGCUCAAAACAAUCGAACAGUUAGCUUUCAGUCAUAAGAAGACGAUUCAGAACCAUGUUGUGAAGCAAAUCGACAGACCGACGACGGAGGGCAAAAUAGACAGUGCGCCGCAGAGGAUCAGUCUGCUGAAAACUGCAACACCAGGUUCGGUGAUCGGUAAUUCGGUGGACCAGGUCUCCAGAGCCCAGAAUAUCGACGUAACCGCGAACAAGCCAAUCUUGCCUAUUGGUGAGAUAAACGUAACCGAGGCUAAAGUGAAGCAGAAGUUACUCGAAAACACAACCGUGCCGAUCGGUAUCGGCGUCGACGCGAGCAUCGAGAGAGUCGGCAGCGGCGGUGGCGGUGAGGACUCGGGCAUCGAGUCGAUGGACGCUCUUUCGGAAAAAUCACCGAAUCAAGGCGAGUCUCCUUUGCACAGGCCAGCAUCGGCGACCGAAUCAGUGACACAGAGCAGCGCCAAGAAUGUAAUACAGGGGGAACCUCCUUCCCUAUCAACCACCAAUAAGAACGUGCCUUCCUCAACUAGUAGUAGUGAUAUGUGUUCAAAUUCCCAUUCGGAACUUCUCAAGUCCAGUGGCCCACAAAGCUUAAGUCCUGUGUGCGUAGCGAGUUAUCUUGAAAAUCAGUUGAAUCGCAAUAUAUCAAACUCCAGUGAGCACGACGCGAAGGGUGUGUCUAAUGAGAAAUCAUCGACAGUUCCGAGAACUGGUGGUGGACAUAGUGAUUCGGUUGCUAGUUUAGAUACUGCGAGCAAUGACAAAAGUGCGCCCAGUCCCUUAACGACAGGAACAGUUACUGUUGUGACAACGUCUGUAACCAGCAGUAUGAAUAGUGAUAAUAACUUAUUGCAAUGCGCGCAUCAGCAGACGAAGGAUUUUUCUGAUAAAGACAGUUCUAGCGUUAAAUUAGAGGGUACCGUUAACCAAAAUGAUCAGGGUAAGGCAAACUCUAAGCACGAGGAGUCGGGAACUGUGGAAAACGUAUCUGAGGACAGCACGAAAGCGAUUGUAGAAAGUAACAGUGCAAUUAGAUUAAGCGAAGAACCUCACGGACAGAAUAAUAAUAAUAAUGGUGUGCCUAUAAUACAAAAUCAUGUUGCUUAUAGUAAAGUUGAAACAGUAAAGCUCGAUAGUGUGCUCGCGAACAGUACUAGCGCGGCGACGGAUAACUCUUGCUCGAAAGGCGAGAGUUGCAAUUCAGAAAUCAAAGUAGAAUCUAAAAUUAACGUAAAAGUGGACGAUACCAGGCAGACUGAUCGGUUCGAGGUUUCAAAAAAUGGUAGCGUUACGGUGAACACAGCCACCGUUAAGUUAGAGACGUGUACCGACCAGAGUCAGAAGUGUAGUAAUGUACAAAGUCAUCAGCAGAUCACUCUCAGAGAGCCUUCCGUGAAUCUUCAAAAAGUGACGGACGAUUUGGUUAAGAAGAUGGUUAAUGAUUCGAGUGAUCUGAGCGUGGGUAUCCAGUCGCCCCUCGGUGAAGAUCCGCAGCCUAUCAGGAUUACACCGCCCUUGUACACAUAUUCCAAUCCCGUGGUUCUGCAGCGCGACGAAACUCCGAGUCCGGCAGCGCAGAAUCCUGAAGUGGAUUCCAGCGACGUGGAGCAUCUCAAGCGUAAACGCAGGAGGAAGCAGGAGCUUGAGGGUCGACAGGACGUCAUAUGUAUUGAGGAUAACGAUGAGGGACACUUUGUGGAGAGACUAAACUCGAACAGCUCGGAGGAAUACAUCAAGAGGCCGGCCAAGUCACUGUUGGAGCAGCUUCUGAUUGAUAUUCCGAACGACAACAACGAGAAGAGAUCGCUGAGAACGAGAUCGCAGAAGUUGAACAGCCCGGAUAUCGCGAAAACUCCGAAAAGCAGCCCUCACGGUCCUAAUAAAUUAGAGGAACGCCGUAGUAUAUCGCCGUACGCGAAAGCAAGUCCGAAACUGGCAGUGUCGAAACUGUCUCCUAACGCGACAAUAAAAAUAGGGAAACGGAAAAGGCAAGAGAGCGAGAGUUCCGUUGCAUCGAGUACAGCUGACGAUCCACAACCAAGACCAGGUAAACGGAAAUGCUCAGAGAAUGCUGCAGAACUUAUUAAAGCUUGCAUGGGUGUAGAAGAGGCUGGUUCUAUAAAGAAACAAGUACCUGGAAAGGAAGAGCAAUCAAAGAAGGGGUUCAACAUAUUGACAAAGGCUAAGAAAGGUCCCAUUGUGCUAGAAGUAAAUUUGUCUGAUGACGAACCGUUGAUUGAGUCUGUAGGAAAAGCAAGAGUACGAUUGUCAGAUGAAACACCCGCUGCUUCCCCAAAGCCUAAAGAUCAAAAUAAUAGAGUGCAAAGAGAGAGCCGUUUGUUAACCACCAAGCAGCCGAGUACGGUAAUGGCUACGACAACGACAACGACGACGACGACGACGACAACGACAACGACGACGGCGUCUGCGUCAGCGUCAGCGGUGCAAGCGGCGACAGUGACAGCUGCGACGACGGCGACGGCGACGGCAACGGCGGUGCUGGCAACAACAAUGAUAACGACGACGACGGCAGUGACAGCGACAGCGACAGCGACAGCGACAGCGGCAGCAGCAGCGGUGGUGGUGACGACGGCGGCGACGGCGAUGACGACGGCAGCGGCGAUGACGACGGCAGCGGCGACGACGACGGCAGUGACAGUGACGACGGCGGCGACAGUGGCAGCGACGGUAACGGCAGCAGCAACGGUAACGGCGGCAGCGACGGCGACGGCGACGGCAGUUACUGUCGGGAAAGAGAGAUUACGGGCCACUUCCACAUCCAGCAAUGAGACCGCGGGCGAAGUAACGACAAGAAGGUCUGUACGGCAGAAUACAGCUUCACCGCUAGCUACACCAGCAAGUAAUACUAGAGGCGCGUCCAGAUCCUCGGACGAUAUUAACAGACGGAAAACUCGCAGUGGAGCUGUAACAGCGGAAACAGCGGAGCAAGCAAAACGGAGGCGAAUAUCCCGAGAAACCAAAUGACCUUCGGGAAGUGACCUUGACAGUGAUUAGCUACCGUCGCUCGUCAAGGCCUAUCUAUUUGAUUGUACAUCUGAUAUAAAUGGGUAUUUGAUUGCCGUGUGGCUGGAUUCCACCUGGUGAAACUGUAUGCGUCACACUAGCGCACAACGUUGCUGUAUAUGUAUCGGGAGUAUUGUGUCAAAAAGAAAUGCUGGACAGCGUGAAAGUAUUGUGCUAUAAAUAUUUGAACGAUAUUACAUUAAUUACACAUAGCUUUUCUCAAUUUCUCUUUAUAAUAUUUUUCUUCGUACAUUUCUUCUUUCACUUUUUUUUGUAGGAUUUAGAUUUAAGGAUUAUAUUGUUGCAAUGUUUAAAAAGUUUGUAGAUUUUAUGAACUAUUACUUGUGAAUUAGUUAUGAAUUAAUUAUGAAUUAUUAAUUGUUAUAUUCUUAAAUGUUCAAGAGUAGCACGUUCAAAAAACAACUAACUUCUUUUUCACCUUCUAGCGUUCUUAUUCACACUGUACUCCUAAUAAACAGCAAGGUUUAGUUACUCAGAUUGAUUUGCUCAAUGCAUUACAUUAUGAUCUAAGUAACUGAACUAACCCAAAACUGCCGAGACAUUAUAUAUAACUUUCUUUUACCAGUUAGGUGUUUCAUUCUCUCUGCAAGUACUAGUAACGAUUUCAUUUUUUAAUGUGCAAUUUUCUAUCGUCUAGUAGUGAUAAUAAGGAAAAUAAAACUUAAAAGCUAGCUUUAGUAAGAUUUAAGAAAAUUCAGAUUCGAGCUAUUUAUGUUUUGGGAAUCAUCUUUCAUGUAAUUUCUUUCGUUCAUUGUAUCAGUACAAAAUAAUAAUGGUAAAAGAAAGUCCAAAUUUUUAAGGCGUUAAAAACGUAAAUCCGACUGUACUGCCGUAAGUAAAAUACAUAUUUACCGUAAAAUAAAGUUUACGGACAAAUUUACUAACUGGUGGGGCUUAGAUCGCUACUCUGACGACUUUGCUGAUAGACUCUGUUUAAACAUGUCCAAUUUGUGUAUACAUAUUUAUUUAUUGUGUGUUAUCUAUCUGUUACGAAAGUUUUCUGUACAUACGUGUAGGUAAAGUGCACAUAUAUAUGGAUUAAUGAAAUAUCAUGGAUUUUUUGCACGAAUUAGUUUUUGCCAUAUGCUGUAAGCUUUAUAUCAAGACACACAGCAGUAACGCUUUCGUACUUAUCUACGCAAAAGAUGAACGUUUUUGAGAUGUUUGGUCCGGUACUUGGAUAAUUAUAUCAUACAAUAUUACAUCUUGGGUAUCGGAAUAUGCCCAACACAUAUAUUAACAAAGAAUUUAUACAUUCUUAUUAUACAUCAAACUGUAAUAAGCGUAAUGACAAACGUGAAAGCUGCUUUUCACAUUUGUAAUUAUAUUUCAGAGACAUAUAUGUAUAAAUGAUUUUAUUCAGCAAUUUAGCAAUUAAGUUUGUAGUCACAUUAUUGUAACAUUUUCAUUUUGCAGACUCAUAAACAUAGUCUUUCAGUAAGAGGUUCGUCUUGAGUUACAAUAACGCAAAGGUCGGGGUAUAGGACUUUUACAAAGGAUUUAUUUUAUUUAUGAAACGUGAACACAGUGAACGUUGGAAGACAUGCAUAAAUAUGUGAAGAUGAUAAGAAUUAUUAUAAGAAAACUGAUUAAUACAAUGUUAAUUUGAUAGGUAAUAUAUGAAUGAAUAUAUUUUGUAAAUAAUUUCUUGUAAAGAUGGACAAAGCACCCCUCCCAUUGUAUAUAUAGAAACUGUGUUUAAAUUUUUAUUAAAUUAGUAAUAAUAUAUAUAUAUUAAAGUCGUGCAAAAAGUCGUAAUUGUCAUUAUGAAUUACUCUAUCGCGUUCAUGUAAUUAAGAGAGAAAGAGAUACUAACUCUUCUUAUACAAAUUUAACUGCAUUGAACUAUAUGUGCAUACGUAUAUACAAGAUUGUAAAUCUAUGUAUGUGAUUUAUAUCGAUUAUUGUUUUUUGUGAACAGAUAAUCUAGUUUUAUAUAUUGUAUAAAUAUAACUUAUAUAGUUGACAAUUUAAAGUUCUAGCUAAGCCUGCUGUAGUCAUCAUGUAGCACUGUCCACAAUUUUCAUGAGAAUAUGCAUUUGUUAUCCAGUUUUCAGUAGUAGACGUUCUUUCCACACAACAAAUUAAAUUUAGGGUUGUUUAAUAACUAAUAUUUCAUUGGGUGUCAAUUAUGUGAUUACUAAUUGAUACUCAAUAAUUAAAAUCUAAUAAAUAAUAAUUAUUCACCUUAGUUAUGUUCCUACAAAUCUACAAAUAUUCUUUAGUUCUCUGUAAAAGUUCAAGUACCUAUUGUGAAGUAUGUUAAACGUUCUGUAAACACUUAACCUGUGAAAUUUCAGUAUAUUCAGAUGAAUACUCUAAAUAUACGUUUUCUAUUUAGAGUACUCAUCUGCGAAUGUGAUUAUAAAUCGUAUACCACUGUCGAUGUGUAAACAAUGUUAAUGUGGAUCAAAGACUAAGUAACUGAGUUUAAUUUUACACAACUAUAAUUUAUUCUUGAUCGUAACAAUUCUGUAUAAAUCUCCGGUUUCUUGUCUCACAGACCAAGUAAAUGUUUAUUAUAUAAAAAGAAAGAUUGUCGCUACAAUUGUUACAAGCAUAGAGUGUACAAAGUAUGAUAAGUGCAGUGCUCAAUUACAUAGCGCGCGUAAAAAUUUUCUGAUCGACACUUUUCCCAAAGGCUAGAUGGCUACCAGGCGGCACUUCUUUAAUAGAAAUGCUUUUUUCUCACGCUAACAUUAAGUACUGAAUUUAAUAAUAUUUGAAAUAGGAAAAAAUUUCAUCGAUCACCCAGCAAAUUAAGAGAGACUGCUUCUUUGGGUUGUAGCAUCGUUGAAUUUGUUCCUAUUUUUUAUAUUGAUUUAAAUUAUUUAGUUAGAAUAUUGCUUGUUUAUCAGAAUUUAUUUCUAUUAGAUUCUAAAUCAUAUAUUGUAUAUAUAAUAGCAUGCUUAUAUAUUUUACUUGGAUGGGAAAUUACAACCUGACUGUACAUAAAAUUAUGAAGAAAUGGGUACACGACUCGCGCGUUUGAUUUGAUUUGUAUCCUAUGACGCAAAUAGGAUCGAGUGUAAUAUAUAGUAAUUUAAUUGCAGAAUAUACAAGAAUAAUUGAAAAAAAUAUAUUGUAAUUUCGAUGUAACAUAUUCUCUUUCACAUUAGAUAGGCUAGACAUUAUUAUGUUACAAUUUUAUCAUUGAAUAUUACAUUUAUAUGAUUGUAUAGACUAUAAAUAAAAGUAAGGUCUUUGUGUAAAUAUAAAUAUCUUAAGUAUAAGCGGAUAUUUAGCGCGCUCGCAUAAUUAAGGAGCUUUUAAAGUAUCUCUUUACCAUGUAAUCGCAUAUGUAUGCGUGUAAUGUAAGAAGAACAGUUAAUAUUGCGCCAAAGAUCAGAUGCUGAGUACGAUGUCGAUCGAAUAACGCUAUCGACAUCACGUGCAGUUGGAAAAGUGGUGUACGUGUGAGAGAAGCUCAAUAAAUAAUUGGUGUUGAUAUUGUGGUUUGUAAACGGUGUAAAGUCUACAUGCUACCAUUUCCGCGCAAUCUACAAUAAUUAUGCCGAUAACAAAUGAUCACGCCUGUUUAUAUAUGAAUACUGUAGCCGCUUGAUGAGCUCCUUAAUUUUGUAGGCAAAGCUGCAAAUAUUAUAUUAUGUAUAUGAAUGUGCGUUUUAAGAUCAUCGGAUUGUGGUGAAGUUUGAUGACUUUAAAAAUCUGCUAUAUGCAAAACAUUUGUAUUUUUAGUAUUUGGUUAUACGACAUAUACAUAUAUAUACAUAUAUAUACAUAUAUAUAUAUAUAUAAAUAGCAGUAAAAAGAUAAGCGAUUGAUAAUAAUCCAAGUGGAUAAAAUCUAUAUAUAUAAAUAUAUAUAUAUAAAUAUACAUAUAUAUAAAUAUAUAUAUGUAUAUAUAUACAUGAAAUAAAGAAUUAGAUACCAUAUUAUAUUUGUAGAAACAAUUGAGCACGUGAAAGAUAUCGCGCUAUGAUUAUGGAGAAAAUAUUACAAUUAUAUUAUUACCUAUUAUUACACAAAGUGAAUACACAACAUAGUAAUUUGCUAAUUGUAUCUUUUAAUAAUUACUGUAGACACAUUGAUGAAAAAGGUUUUUUUCUUGUUAUUAAUUAUUAAUUACCAUAGACUUAUAAGAUAAUGAAAAAUGUGUUAUUAAAAAUGCAUUUGCUUGUUUUGUAUUACAUUCUACCCAUUUUCAUCGAGCGAUUUAUUAUAUUUUAAUUAUAAUUUUUGUUAUACUUGUGAAUGGCUUUUAAAAGUAUGCACACAUGAGUUACCGUCACGUGGGCUUAUAAUUA